AUGGCUGCGCCCGCGCGAGAGCCACCUCUCGGCUGCCGCUGGUGGCUUGCUUAUGUCUUCUUGCUGCUGGUGUUAGUGUGCGGGACGAUGGGGAGCGAAGAGGCCGGGGACGGGGCAGGCGCGGCAUCCGUCGCGGGUUCGUGCGGCUGCGGAACGCCCCAGCGGCCCGUGGCCCAUGGCAGCUCGGCGGCCGCGCAGCGCUACUCCCGGGAGGCAAACGUCCCGGGCCUGAGUUCGGGCCCACGACCCCUCGCGCUCACCAAGAUGGUCCCCAUCCCUGCUGGAGUAUUUACGAUGGGCACCGAUGAUCCUCAGAUCAAGCAGGAUGGAGAAGCCCCUGCCAGGAGAGUCACUGUUGAUGCCUUUUACAUGGAUGCCUAUGAAGUCAGCAAUGCUGACUUUGAGAAAUUUGUGAACUCAACUGGCUAUUUGACAGAGGCUGAGAAGUUUGGAGACUCCUUCGUCUUUGAAGGCAUGUUGAGUGAGCAAGUGAAGGCCCACAUCGACCAGGCAGUUGCAGCUGCUCCAUGGUGGUUACCUGUCAAGGGUGCUAACUGGAGACACCCGGAGGGCCCGGACUCCACCAUUCUGCACAGGCCAAAUCAUCCGGUUCUCCACGUCUCCUGGAAUGAUGCUGUUGCCUACUGCAUGUGGGCAGGGAAGAGGUUGCCCACGGAGGCAGAGUGGGAGUACAGCUGCAGGGGAGGCCUGCAGAACAGGCUUUUCCCCUGGGGCAACAAGCUGCAACCCAAAGGCCAGCAUUAUGCCAACAUUUGGCAAGGCGAGUUUCCUGUGACCAACACUGGGGAGGAUGGCUUCCAAGGAACUGCACCCGUUGAUGCCUUUCCUCCCAAUGCCUAUGGCCUGUACAACAUUGUGGGGAACGCAUGGGAGUGGACCUCAGACUGGUGGACGGUUCACCAUUCUGCUGAGGAAACGCUCAACCCAAAAGGCCCCUCUUCUGGAAAAGACCGUGUGAAGAAAGGUGGAUCCUACAUGUGCCAUAAGUCCUAUUGCUAUAGGUACCGCUGUGCAGCUCGAAGCCAGAACACACCGGAGAGCUCUGCAUCCAACCUGGGAUUCCGUUGUGCAGCAGACCACCUGCCCACUGCAGACUGACAGCCACAAGGAGCCUUUCCAGAUCAAAGAAGUUGUUUCUCACCUGCAGCUGGCUUCCCCCUGAACUCGGAACUGAUCUUGUGUUAAGUAUCUCACCGGAAGAGAGUUAUGUGUCUGCCCAGUGGCCAAAGGAACUGUCUCGUGUGACCAAAUUCCUGACACGUGUCAGUGCUUGUGCUUUAGCGUGUGGUGCAUCUUUGGGGAUCGUCGCCAUCUUUUACUUUGAGAGCCUUUUGAAGAGGAAAGAGAGAGCCGAGAACCAUGGAGUCCU
Messenger RNA from Acomys russatus (golden spiny mouse), 1390 nucleotides. RefSeq names its product sulfatase modifying factor 1 (gene Sumf1). Lineage: Eukaryota; Metazoa; Chordata; Mammalia; Rodentia; Muridae. The transcript is spliced from 9 exons. Gene Ontology annotation, cellular component: endoplasmic reticulum. The record is from RefSeq and is a predicted model, not a curated record. The coding region runs from base 1 to 1119 and encodes 372 amino acids.